This is a messenger RNA of Xyrauchen texanus (razorback sucker), 5260 nucleotides long. RefSeq names its product major facilitator superfamily domain-containing protein 9-like. Gene Ontology annotation, biological process: transmembrane transport. The record is from RefSeq and is a predicted model, not a curated record. The coding region runs from base 67 to 1461 and encodes 464 amino acids. Lineage: Eukaryota; Metazoa; Chordata; Actinopteri; Cypriniformes; Catostomidae. The transcript is spliced from 6 exons. Gene Ontology annotation, molecular function: transmembrane transporter activity.
AAGUAGCAUGGCAACGCCGCAUAACGCUUCCGCAUUGACUGCACUGCUGACUGUCAAUGCGGGAGAAUGAAUAACUCCAAAUGGGCUAUUACUGACAAACGAAAGAGACCAACACGAAUUAUACGAUGUAUAUACGUGGUCGGAUUCAUGGACCUCUUUGGGGUCAGUAUGAUCAUCCCUUUGCUGAGUCAUCAUGUAAAGGAUCUGGGAGCAAGCCCCACAGUGGCUGGGAUUGUAGGUUCUACUUAUGGAGUAUUACAGCUCUUCUCUAGCACUGUGGUUGGAAGUUGGAGCGAUGUGGUAGGGAGGCGCUAUUCACUACUGACAUGCCUUUUGCUCAGUGCCUUUGGAUAUGGCCUGCUGAGUCUGUCCUCUAGUAUUGCACUCUUUGUGCUGGCCAGGAUUCCAGUGGGGCUAUUUAAACACUCCCUUUCUAUCUGCCGAGCGCUCCUCUCAGAUCUUGUGUCAGUGAAAGAGCGCCCUCUAGUGAUGGGCCACUUUAAUGCAGCUUCAAGUGUAGGAUUCAUCCUGGGACCAGUGGUGGGCGGAUACCUCUCUGAACAUGAGGGGGGGUUCUACUUGUCCUCAUUUGUUUGUGCAGCCAUUUUCCUUCUAAAUGCAGGUUUGGUCUGGAUGUUACCAUGGAGCGAGACACUAAAUCCCUGUAUAGACGCCAAUGCCAAUAGCAAUACCAAAACCAGCAAAUCCUAUGAUGGGUUUAAAAACUCAUCCCAGCAGAACUGUUUAGAUAAAAACCACAUUCAGCAUCUGAAUGUAUCUGCAGAUCGAGGCUGGAGCUGGAGGGACAUGUCUCUCUUUCAGCCUAUCUGGAGACAGCUGACCUCAAUGUGGAUACGGAUCCACCUGCUGGCUUCCUCUGAUAUGUGGGAUGUGUUCCUAGUGCGUCUUCUAAUGGCUAUAGCUAUUAUGCUGUACUACAGUAACUUCUCCUUGGCCAUGGAGGAGCGCUUUCAGCUCAAGCCAAAAGUAACAGGCUAUCUGAUCAGCUACAGCAGUACACUGGGGGCGCUUGCGGGUUGUCUGGUGGGGCCCGUCACCCACCUCUAUGGCAACAAAAUGCCUGCUUUAUUGCUGCACUCAACCAUGCUCACUUGCACAUUGAUCUUCCUGUACACCACAGCACCCAAUGUCUGGCAGGUCUUGCUCACCUCCACGUUCUUUGCCAUCUCUACCACUAUCGGACGCACCUGCAUCACGGACUUGGAGCUGCAGCGUGGGGGGGCCCAGUCAAGUGGGACAUUGAUUGGGGCUGGUCAGUCAGUCACAGCUGUGGGACGAGUACUUGCUCCACUACUCUCUGGUCUGGCUCAAGAGUUCAGCCCCUGUGGACCUCCUAGUUUGGGGGUAUUGCUGGCACUGGCAGCUGUGGGUUUGCUGCUUGUGAGGACUCCUAAAUGGGACAGUUUGACAAACGUUAAAGACGAGAGUCUCAGACAGUGAUAGACAGAAAAUGACAAGGUGAAAACCACUCAAAGUGAAGAAAAGUACUGUGAUGGCAGCUGUCUUUUUUCCUCUCAGGUGAUAUGAUGUUUUAGAAGGUUUUUUUCAGAGAACUUCUGGGUUUAACUGUGGCUUGGAUCAUUAUAACAGUUAUGGAAUGUGAUCAUGUCAUGACAUAUAUGUUGGACUCCUUUGUGAGAUAUGAUUUUCAAAGGAGGCCUCCUGAGCUGCCAAGUAACUGCAAAAUGCAUAGCCAAUAGGGUCUGAUGCAAAAUCUAAAAAGAUGAAUGUUUCUGAAAAAUACCAGAAUAUUGUGCUGUUCAUUCUAACACCAAUGACUAGUUUAAAAUCAAGUUAUUUCUAUUUUCAAAACACCACAAGUGACCACAAGGGACAUUCACCAUUGAAAAACUUCCUUGCCAAACUCCGAACUUUCCAUUUAAAAGCUAGAUACAAUAUAAAAACAUCAUUGGUCAAACAAAGAUGCACCAGCAUGUUUCUCAGCAAGCUGUCACCUUCUGUCUAUGUUAGCUGUUGUUUGUCUCCUCGUCCUGUUCGUCUGUUUGCCGGUACAAAAAGUAACUUCAGCUCUUGUUUAUGAUUGCCAAAUUCUGCUCGACAUUCAGGCUUCUGUUGUGGAUCUCUGCACUUGGAACCUAGGGGGGCAAAAGUUCUCUGAUCCUCCAAUUCCUCCACUUCAUUCGCUGCUACCGAAAAUAUCUAUAUCUGUUGUGUACCAGACUGGGCCCUUCACAAAUGAAAUGCUAUAGAAAACAGGGCAUACAAGGUGGAGUUUUAGUCCGAUUGAGGAAGCACUUUCUUGUCAACUUGAAGACUCUCGACUACAGAGCAUUUUAGUUCCAGCCGGCUAAAUCGUUGCCCUCUUCUCAACAUUCAUUACACCCAAGGCAUUCCUGGCUUGUUGCCAUUUUUCCGGAGACAUCAAAUCUGACGUUCAGCUGUAUAUUAAAAAGACCACAUACGCAGGAGAGGAAUGAAUUUCAGCAAUCUGAGAGUAUUGUAUUGUUUAUCACUACGAAAUACUCAACUACACAAUCAUACAAUGAAGCGUCAAUCUACAGACUCUAUCAUGGUAAAGAUGGCAUUAAUUAAUGCAAGAUCCAUAUCCAUUAAACUUUUAUAAUGAAUGACUUUUUCACAUCUCAUGAGCUUGACUUUAUUUUUAUGGCUUAAAAUGGCUCAGUGUUGGUGAACUGGACUGUGGCAGGGCGGAGGGUGGGGCCGGGUCGUGAUUCUACACACCCGGUCCCUUACCAGGCUAAUCAAGCCUCCGAGAGGGAUAAAGACUGACUGCGGAAGAUUGUGCGGGAGAGAGAGAUCGUUUACGGACAUAUCUGUCAUGUGUGUGUUUGUGUCUUUUGAUUAAGUUCAUCAUUAAAAUAUAAUUUACAUUGUCAAGCCGGUUCUCGCCUCCUUUCUACAUUACACUGGUGCCGAAAUCCAGGAAGGAGGAGGGAUACGACGUAGUAGAAUCACGACCAGGCUCCGCCCUCCCACAUGGAACCUCUUAGUAAAGCAUCCCCCAGUGACUAACUUUUUUAGUUCUCCGGAGGAUAGUGGGUGGGGGGUGGCAAUUAUUUUUUUUUAAUCAUUUUAAAUGUGGAUUGUUAUCUGUAGAUAGCUUUACUAGUUUUGAGGUGCAGUAGUGUAAGGUAGUUUGAGUAUAUUUUUAUCUUCUGUUGUGCCAAAUGUUGAUGGACAUUUAGUUCUUGGCCAUUUUAAUUUUCAUGUUUGCUGCCCCGAUAAGCCAUUAGUUUCAAAAUUUUUACAAAUUGUAGAUUCUUUUAAUAUUACUCGGUCUGUCAUGGGCGCUACACAUAUGCAAGGCCAUACACUUGAUUUGAUUCUGUCUUUUGGAUUUCCUCUAUAUAAUGUUCAGAUUGAAGAUCUCUGUUUGUCUGAUCACAAGCCAAUUACUUUUAACACCUCUCUGUCCUAACCAGUGAAUCCAAGGCCAUCCAGUCACUGUAUUAGCUCUUUCAAUUCAGCUACUCCUAUGCAGUUUACUGAUGCUUUUAUCUCUUCUCAACUUACUUGUAAUUUUGUGUCUCUCUCCUCUAGUGUGGAUUCAGAAGAGUUGAUUUCCCAUUUUAAUAAUAUUUGUGGUAAUAUUCUGGGUUUGAUUGCUCCUUUUAAAAUGAAAUAUCCUAAACCUAGAGUUCAGCCCUGGCUCAAUAGUGACACUUGUGUUUUAAGACAAAAAUGCAGGAAGGCUGAGAGAAAAUGGAAAAAGGAAAAGCUUCAAGUCUCAUGAAAUCCUGAGAGAUUUUAUGGCUACCUUUCAGCAUUCUGUUCCGCAUUCUAAUGUUGCCGGUAGACCGAAAAUCUUAUUUAGCACUAUUAAUAAAGUACCAAACCCUAUUAUCACCACAUUCCCUGAUGCUUCUCCUGCAAGUUUGUUUGAUCAAUAAGCUUUAUAAUAUUAGAUCUAGCAUAUUGCACUCUGGCUAUGACCCUUCUGAUAAUUAUUGUAACCUGGCUAUUUUAACUAAUUUUGAGCCUGUGUCCCUCCCUUACCUAAUGGACAUAGUCUGGCUUAUGAAGCCAGCCACAAGCUCCUUGGAAACUGUUCCUCCACACUUUCUAGUGGAAGUAUUGGACAUUGUUGGACCCUGUAUUCAGUCGAUAAUAAACAGCUGUCUUACUAAUGGCACUGUUCUGUCCUAUUUUAAACAUGCAGUGGUUCAAACCAUGCUUAAAAAGGCCAACCUUAAUCCGUUAGUUUUAGCCAAUUAUGGUCCUAUUUCUAAACUUCCUUUUCUCUCCAAUAUAUUGGAAAAAUUUGUUUUCAAUCAACUUUCUUCUUUUUUGAAGGAGAAUGAUAUUUUGGAUGGGUAUCUUUCUGGAUUUAGUGUACAACAAAGCACAGAAUCUUCUCUUCUGAAAAGUAUUGAAUUAUCUGUUGCUAUUUGCUGACUCUGGGAAUUGUGUUAUUUUAGUUCUUCUGGAUCUCAAUAUGGCAUUUGACACUAUUGAUCAUUUAAUUCUGUUGAAAUGCCUUGAGCAGUGGGUUGGUAUUAGGGGUUCUGCAUUAAAUUGGUUCUCGUCCUAUCUCAAGGGGAGAACUUUCUCAGUAGACAUUGGAAUUGUAUCCUCUUCAUCAGAAGCCAUCAACUGUGGGGUUCUAUUUUGGGCCCUGUUUUGUUUUCUUUGUAUAUGCUCCCAUUAGCCACCAUUUUUCAAAAAUAUCAGAUUUCCUACUAUUGUUAUGCAGAUGACACCCAGCUUUAUCUUCUGUUAAAAUCCUUUGAUAGCACUGCUCUGCAAUCACUGUUCGACUGUCUUAGAGACGUCAAAAGUUGGAUGGUAGACAAUUUUCUUCAACUGAAUGAUUCUAAGACAGAAGUCUUAGUUUUUGGUCCUCCAGAGUUCACUGACAACAUCACCAGGAGCCUGUGUUUUUUUUUAUAGCAAAUACUGUAAGUCCUUAAGCAAGAAAUAUAGGUGUCAUCUACAUACCUAGGAGUGUCUCAAUCUUGUCUAUCACGUCUUCAAUUGGUUCAAAAUGCUGCUGCUAGACUCCUUACAGGGACAAGGAAUUGAGACAGUAUUUCUCCUGUUCUGCCCAGCCUGCACUGGCUUCCCAUUGAAUACAGAAUUCAGUUUAAGGUUUUAUUGUGUAACUUUUUAGUUUUUUCUGUUUUGUUUGACAUAUUUAUAUUAAUCUAUGAUACUCUGAUUAAUUAGACUGCAAAUGUAUAAUUAACUUAUAAGAAAUCCAAUGUUAAAGCCCACGAAGAUCAAUGCAUUUUUAAAGUGAUAUGCAAAUAAAAAAAGU